Molecule: messenger RNA, 3039 nt
Organism: Eucalyptus grandis
Lineage: Eukaryota; Viridiplantae; Streptophyta; Magnoliopsida; Myrtales; Myrtaceae
Product: exonuclease 1
Molecular function (GO): metal ion binding; 5'-3' DNA exonuclease activity; DNA binding
Source: RefSeq, a predicted model, not a curated record
CGCGGCGCCCUGAACUGGCCAUGGAAUAGAGCAUUCUCUCUCUCUCUCUCUCUCAAGAAGAGAGAGAAGCUGAGGAGAGAAACAGAGAGAUGGGGAUACAGGGUCUUUUGCCGCUGCUGAAGUCGAUCAUGACGCCGAUCCACGCGAAGGAGCUGGAGGGCUGCGCCGUCGCUGUCGACGUCGACACCUACUCCUGGCUCCACAAAGGCGCCCUCUCCUGCAGCAAGGAGCUCUGCAACGGCGUGCCCACCACCAGGCACAUUGAAUACUGCAUGCACAGAGUGAAUUUGCUCCGGCAUUAUGGGGUUAAACCAGUUCUUGUUUUUGAUGGAGGUCUCUUGCCGAUGAAGAUUGAACAGGAGAACAAGCGUGCAAGGUCCAGGAAGGAAAAUCUCGCUCGUGCUAUUGAGCAUGAGUCAAAUGGAAAUCGUGCUGCUGCUUAUGAGUGCUAUCAGAAAGCAGUAGACAUCACACCUUCCAUGGCACAUGAGCUAAUCCAGGUCUUAAAGCAGGAGAACAUUUCUUAUGUUGUUGCCCCUUAUGAGGCGGAUGCUCAAAUGACUUUCUUGGCAGUUAGUAAACAGGUCGGUGCUGUAAUUACAGAGGACUCGGAUCUUAUACCGUUUGGCUGUCCCAGAAUAAUCUUCAAAAUGGACAACUUCGGGCAAGGUGUUGAGUUCCAAUACUCCAAGCUACAACAGAACAGGGAACUCAGUUUUGCUGGAUUUACUAAGCAGAUGGUUCUUGAGAUGUGCAUCUUGAGCGGUUGUGACUACUUGCAAUCACUCCGCGGCAUUGGUCUGAAAACAGCACAUGCCCUCAUUAAAAAGUUCAAAACAUAUGAUAAGGUAAUUAAGCACUUGAAAUAUACCAGCUCGGUUCCUCCAACUUAUGAACAAUUAUUCCGAAAGGCCAUUUGGACUUUUCAGCAUCAAAGGGUCUAUGAUCCAAUUAGCAAAGCCAUUGUACAUCUAAUGGAUAUAUCAAAUGUUGCUGAUGAUGAGCUCGAGUACUUAGGACCACCGAUACCGCAACAUGUGGCCAGAGGUAUUGCAGAAGGUGAUCUUGAUCCAGUUACCAAAGUUCCAUUUCAGGGCAGGGAUGUUAGUGCCAUUGUGAUUGACAAAACACAUUAUACGAAACUUUUCAAGCCAAAAGAUGAAAAGAAGAAGCUAGACUUACCUGCACAGAAGAAUGUCCUGACAAAAUAUUUUUGCUCUGCAUCUCUCGAAUCGAAGAGAGAUUUCAAGGCUCCUCGGACUACCUCCAACCAGUCAAGUCCAGUGGAUGACCUUUCUCAGAGUUCCAGUGGACACAACUCCGAGGAGGCUGUGGCUGAUAUGAACCAUUGUCAUUGGUCUCAGCUACAUGAAGAAGAAGAUGGUUUCGCACAAGAAGUUCCAGACGCAGCAGAAUUGAUGGAAAGUGGUGCAUUGGAUGAGGUUGGAAGACGAGGACCCUCAUUACUACAACAAUCCAGGCUUCCAAUUCAUAAACCUUGUGUGUCAUUCAAGGAGCAUCAACCCAAAAGCCCUGUAAACAGAGUUGAUGAAAAAACAAGAAGAGAGUGCAAAAAGCCCAUUGUAAGGAGUUCCUACUUUAAGCAUCAGUUUUUGAAUGAAACUGAUACAGACAAGGAGAAAGAAACUACCCCCGGUUGGAAGUACCCAACAAGUAUAGGUGAGACCGAAUGUGUGAAAGGAAUGAUCAUAAAAAAUAAUACCUACGCUGAUGACACAGUCGAAAAUGUAGGUGUAAACAGCAUUGAGGAAAAAACAAGAAGAGAAAACAGAGAGGUUAUUGUAAGGAGCUCUUAUUUCAAGCAUCAUGCUGUGAAGGAAACUAAUAGAGAUGAUGGAAAGGAAAAUACCCUGGUUAAAGGUGAUCAUCCAAUCAGUCUAGGUGAGACUGACUUUAUGAAGCGAGUGAUCAUGAAGGGGAAAACCUCUAUUGAUGUCAUGUCGGAGAAAGGUGUAAACAGAAUUGAGGACGAAGCCAGAAGAGAGAACAGGAAGUUUAUUAUAAGGAGUUCCUAUUUCAAGCAUCAGUCUGCAAAUAAUACUGACAAAGAUGAUGAAAAAGAAAACAUCCCUGUUGAAAGUGAUCAUCCGAUCAGUCUAGGCAAGACUGGCUUUCUGGAAGGAAGGAUCAUCAAGAGGAAAGCCUCCCUAGAUGGCACAGUGGAAAAAGAGAGCUCAAAACAAAAGCAUAUGCAUGUGGAUGAUUCUCUUGUCAAUGAUGGUACCUGUGCCCCUGGAUUAGACAAGUCAUUCACUGGUUCUGAAGGAAAAUUUGGAGCUGACAUCUCCCAUUUAGGCCGCUAUUCUGAAAUAGCAGAAAGUUCAUUAGAGAGAUUCGUCUCAGUAAUAUCGUCAUUUAGAUUCACUGGUUCUGGUUCUCGUGCCAGUGGUCUCCGUGCUCCUUUGAAGGAUGUGCACAACGCAUGUAUGAAUAGUAGGUCAACUACUGCCCCAGAUUUCAGUCAAUUUGCAUAUGUGGCCAAGAGCAGGAAGCCCGUGAUUCCAACCCGCAGGAGUUGAUUGUGUGCAGUAUAUUUCGAUGUAGAUAGAUGCAUCUGCUGAACUCCUAGUCAAAACAAUGGUUGCCACCUUCAUGGUUCCCAGGGUUGAUCCAGUAACAUGUUCUGCGCGAGUCGAAAUCAUCAAUGACGUUGCUAUCCCUGCGACUCAUGUCCAUCAUCUUCGAUACCGUUGAUCAAGAUGUUACUCCCUCAUUUCAAGGCGGUGGAGGGGCCACAUUAAGUUUGAUUGAUUUUGGGGGAAGGAGAUCCAUUUCAUCAGGUCGAACUAGCAUGCUAAAAUUGCUAGAGACCUCUUGUUUAUUUUUGAUUUCUGGAUCACUUUGAUUGGAAUUAUCUUUGGAUUUCAUUCCGGAAAGGCUCAAAUACAGAGUUCUGAUGGACUGGGUUACAUUUUGCUUUCCCGGUUGCGAGGGGCAAUGUGGGAUUCACAAUCACAUAGUAUUAUGUGAUGCAAUUUUGCAGGGAAUUGUUUUGUGGAAUGUGUAAAUGAUCCAGAC